AUGCUUCCUGAGGAUAUAAGAGGAGAUGCUGAAAUGGACGUUGAUGUGGAAAAGGAAUCCCUGAUUAGAAAUAAUGAAUGUGUCUUCCGAAUCGAGCACAGAAAAACUGGAAGAAGUGCUGUGGAAACACCUGGAGAGGAAGGGCUUUGGGAAAAUGGCGGAAGGUGCCCAAGACUGCUUGGUGGUGGAGGGGAGGGCCUACUUCUUCAAUUUGGAGAGAACGAAGACGAGGAUGACGAUAAUACUACUGGACAAUAUCUGCUGUAA
Molecule: messenger RNA, 267 nt
Organism: Nezara viridula (southern green stink bug)
Lineage: Eukaryota; Metazoa; Arthropoda; Insecta; Hemiptera; Pentatomidae
Source: the annotation of a GenBank genome assembly